GCAUUAUAUUGGGUAAUUACUUGCAAUUUGGGCCAGCUUUGAGGACAGUUGGGCUGCCUGCUUUCACUGUUAUUGGGCCGAGACCUCCUGGCCUUCUCUCUGUCUCUCUCUCUCUCGUCCCCCCACCCCCACCUUCAGAUCAGGAGCCCGGAUUCUCGUGACAGUUCUCUCGCAGAUCACAGAAGAAGGAGAGGAGCAAAUUUGUGAAUGUCAGGUUCCUCGACGAUGGUGGUCGGAUCGCCUAGCUCGUGGUCUCGGGCGCUGCUGCAGAUCUCUCCCUACACCUUCUCCGCCGUCGGAAUCGCCAUCUCCAUCGGCGUCUCCGUCUUAGGCGCCGCCUGGGGGAUUUACAUUACAGGAAGUAGUUUAAUCGGGGCCGCAAUCAAAGCGCCACGUAUUACCUCCAAGAAUCUCAUUAGUGUAAUCUUCUGUGAAGCGGUUGCCAUAUACGGAGUUAUUGUGGCAAUAAUCCUACAAACAAAGUUGGAGAAUGUUCCAACAUCAAGGAUAUAUGCACCUGAAUCUCUCAGAGCUGGAUAUGCAAUCUUUGCCUCUGGGAUUAUUGUUGGCUUUGCAAACCUUGUCUGCGGGCUGUGUGUGGGAAUAAUUGGAAGCAGCUGUGCAUUAUCUGAUGCCCAAAACUCCACACUUUUUGUGAAGAUUCUGGUGAUUGAAAUCUUUGGCAGUGCACUUGGUUUGUUUGGAGUGAUUGUGGGAAUCAUCAUGUCAGCUCAAGCAACAUGGCCUUCUAAAAUAUAGCAUAAUUUCGUAUUUGUAUGUGUUUUACAAUUCAAUUUAUCGAGGAGCACAAUAUUUUGAUGUACCUCCAUGUGAACUAUGUAUCUUUUUCUCUUUAUUAUCUGGUAGUUGCCAUGUAAGUUCUCGUGUGUAAAUUUUAUGUUGCCUCAUUUUAAACUUAGGUUCCGUCUGUUUCAAUGGAAAUUCAAAAUUCAAUAAAAGAGAUUUCCUGUAUUAGUUCA
Messenger RNA from Malania oleifera, 980 nucleotides. RefSeq names its product V-type proton ATPase subunit c''1. Gene Ontology annotation, molecular function: proton-transporting ATPase activity, rotational mechanism. Gene Ontology annotation, biological process: proton transmembrane transport. Gene Ontology annotation, cellular component: proton-transporting V-type ATPase, V0 domain. The transcript is spliced from 4 exons. Lineage: Eukaryota; Viridiplantae; Streptophyta; Magnoliopsida; Santalales; Ximeniaceae. The record is from RefSeq and is a predicted model, not a curated record. The coding region runs from base 208 to 759 and encodes 183 amino acids.